This is a messenger RNA of Microdochium trichocladiopsis, 2886 nucleotides long. RefSeq names its product ankyrin repeat-containing domain protein. The transcript has 3 exons. The record is from RefSeq and is a predicted model, not a curated record. Gene Ontology annotation, molecular function: protein binding. Lineage: Eukaryota; Fungi; Ascomycota; Sordariomycetes; Xylariales; Microdochiaceae. Bases 121 to 2613 code for a protein of 830 amino acids.
CCCAGAUCCGUGGCACUGUACGCUGGGGCAGCAGUCGCAGCUGCUGCGUCUGCGGCCCGAAAUAAACCGUCCUGUCCCGAAAUAAACCGUCCUGUCCCGCGCUGGGGGACAACUCUGCCCAUGGCCUCGAACAACUUUGGCAACCACAGCACGGGGCCGCAAAACGUAGCAGCCGGCCGCGGCCCGCAGCUGAACAACAACGGCUACGGCGCGCAAUUCAACUAUAGCACGGUAUAUGGAUACCCAUUCCAAGGUUCCCACAUCGAGGCUGUGAGCCAACGUCAGCAGGAGAAAGAAGCUUGUCUCCGAACUCUCGCGUUCCCCGGCAUCCACGCUCGCCAAAACGACAUCAAUCCUGCCCAUCGGAGCACGUGCGACUGGCUCUUUGAGGCUCCGGAGUUUCACAAAUGGAGGGAUCCAGCCUCUCUUCCAAAGCACAAUGGAGUCCUCUGGAUCAAAGGCAAGCCCGGCGCUGGUAAAUCGACGCUGAUGAAGCAUGCAUACCGUCGUUACAAGAAUGACAUCUUUCAGGACCAUCUCAUCCUCUCACACUUCUUUAACGCUCGUGGCGAAACGCUCGAAAAGACGCCCUUGGGUUUGCUGCGAUCAAUGGUUUACCAGCUAAUCGAGAGCGACCAUGGGUUAUACGAGCUCUUCGUCCCUAAACUCCGCGAGAAGCAGAGGACAAGUCUAGAUGGCCAUUUCCAGUGGCAAACCUCUGAGCUCAAGGGCUUUAUACGCUCUAUUACUGAGCAGUCACAGUCGCGGCCUCUCCUUCUUCAUAUCGACGCGCUCGACGAAUGCGACGAGUCCGAGGUCCGCGAUGUGGUCGGUUUCCUCGAAUCACUGAGCAUUAAUGCGCUCGAAGACGGCUUUCCGCUCAAGAUUUGCCUCUCGAGCCGCCACUACCCAAGUAUUCGAAUGAGAAAGGUGGUCGAAUUAGUGGUAGAGAAGAGCAAGGACCACCAGACUGAUAUCGCCAGAUAUGUCAGAACAAAUUUGAGGAUAUACACGGAUGAGAUUGCUGAUGAAGUUGUUAAGAAGGCAGAUAACGUCUUCCUUUGGGUUGAGAUUGUUGUGUCGCUGCUGAACAAAGCCUGCGACGAAGGCAUGCUCGAAGCAAUGCGAAAGACGCUCGACGAAAUCCCGGUUGACCUUGAAAGCAUAUUCUCUGCCAUCUUGAGCACGAACGCGACCAGUAUGGCUGAGACAGUCCUCAUGCUUCAGUGGGUGCUCUUCUGCGGGCGACCACUUGAACCCGUUGAGCUCUUGUCUGCGGUGGGGGAAAUAGGUCCUCUAUCCAUAGACGUGGUUGAGCGACGAAUAACAGCCUCGUCAAGAGGCCUAAUUGAGGUACGAAAAGGCGAGCACGAUAUCGUCCAAUUCAUACACCUGUCGGUCAGCGACUUCCUCUUGCGGCAGAAAAGACUACAAAAGUUGGAUCCAACGCUUGGGGCCGAUCCCGUCCGGGCCAGCCAUGGUCGCCUAUGGGCUCGCUGUUGGUCAUAUAUUGAGCAAACACGAAGUCAGUUGACCACGCAAAAAGAGAGGAGUUGGCCAGAAAAGACGGAUCCAUUUUUUGCGUAUGCGUCAAGGGGCGUAUUCUACCAUGCGGAGAUGGUCCUGUCCGAGGAACCGGUAGGAAGAGUCCGGGGUGGUGCUCAACUGCCGCAGAACAAUUCUUGCAUGUCCCUGGACACAAUUGAGUGGUUGGACCCCAAGUGUUGGAUCCAAAAGUCCAAUUACUGGUUUCCGGGGUGGAGACGACUUCUGCGUAUGGACGCUGUUGAGAUGUAUCCUCUCACUAAUCUUCAGGGAGAUGAGACAGUCCUCUAUGUGUGCACGGCUUUUGGGCUGCCACGCCUGGUCAAUAUCAUAUCUCAAAGCGCUGACCUCAACGAGACAGGCGGCGAGUACGGUACUGCGCUACAGGUCGCCGCCUACGGAGGCAACGAAGAAAUGGUCCAGCUACUUCUUAGGAAAGGCGCUGAAAUCAAUGCGCGAGGCGGCAGGUUCGGCAAUGCACUUCAAGCCGCUUGUUGGGUUGAAAACCGAGAGAUCGUACAGCUACUCCUCGAUCAAGGCGCCGACGUUAACGCGAAAGGUGGUGAACGGGACACUGCGCUGCACGCGGCCUCAGAGAAAGGAAAUAAAGAGAUCGCCCAGCUACUCCUCGAUAACGGCGCCGACGUCAACGUGAAAGGUGGCGUUUACGGUACAGCGUUGCAGGCAGCCUCAUUGCAGAACUAUAAAGAGACCGUGCAGCUGCUCCUCGAUUAUGGCGCCGACGUAAACGCGAAAGGCGGCGAAUACGGUACUGCCCUGCAGGCUGCCUCAAUUGGAUGUGAUCGAAGAGUCGUUCAGCUGCUUCUCGACAGAGACGCCGACGUGAACGCGAAUGGCGGCUUUUACGGUACCGCGCUGCAGGCUGCCUCAGCUGUAGGCGAUGGAAGAGUCUGUCAGCUACUUCUUAAACAAGGUGCAGACGUGAAUGCGGAAGGUGGCAGAUACGGUACUGCGCUGCAGGCUGCCUCAGCUAUCGGUCACUAUCGGAUCGUCCAGCUACUUCUUGACAACGGUGCUCGUUGGAAUUCCUCAAAUCUGGAGGAUUGAAUUGAUGGCCAAAUGCGCAGGUCGUUUAUUUGGGUUUAGAAAUGACAUAGAAGAAGGAGGGAUCAGAGCCAGAUGAAAUAGCAAGAUCGAGAGGCCAACACGUAUAUACAAGAUCUUGGCCUAACAUGGAAUUGUACCAAAAAGCGAGGGUUAUCAUGUAGGGGAGGGUGGGAAAAUAGCCCGCGUCUUUAACACCUCUAUAGUGUUACUAAUGCUCUCGUGUCAUAACAAAGUCGAAUGCUAGAUUUCUGAUAAAUUCAUCUACGAAAAAUU